Molecule: messenger RNA, 1162 nt
Organism: Conger conger (European conger)
Lineage: Eukaryota; Metazoa; Chordata; Actinopteri; Anguilliformes; Congridae
Product: mast cell protease 1A-like
Exons: 5
Coding region: 86-832 (248 amino acids)
Biological process (GO): proteolysis
Molecular function (GO): serine-type endopeptidase activity
Source: RefSeq, a predicted model, not a curated record
CUUCCCUUUCUGCAAUGACUAAGAAAUGAAUACAGUUUAGGUAAAAUCACUUGCAUCCCCUGGUUUUGAACAAUACAGCUUGACCAUGGCUUUCUUACUGUGUGUGUGCGUGGCACUGUCUAUUGCACAGAGUGCUGAAGAGGGCAGAGUGGGUAUCGUGGGGGGUACAGAAGCAGCACCCCAUUCCCGCCCCUACAUGGUUUCUCUGCAACACAACAAGCGGCAUUUUUGUGGAGGAAUUCUGGUCAGAGAGGAUUUUGUGCUCACGGCUGCCCACUGUAAUAAUUUCAGGCGAUACAGAGUAGUCCUGGGUGCUCACUCCCUACAUUCCCGUGAAUCAACUCAACAGGCGCUGGACAUCAAGCGCUUCUACCCACACCCAAAAUACAACAAGGAAGCCAAUGACAUCAUGCUACUCAAGCUGAAUGGGAAGGCGGAGCUGACUAAAUUUGUCCAGGUGAUCCCUUUGAUGACUCAGCGACUGCCACCAGGCAAGGUGUGCAGCACUGCAGGCUGGGGGGAUGUGGGUGAUAAUGGCACCUUCCCGGACAAACUGCAAGAGGUGAACACCACCAUCAUCGGACAGAAGAAGUGUGCACAACUGUGGAGAGGCAGCGUUAAGAUCACCAGUGGCAUGGUGUGCGCGACAGGCCAGCGCCAAUUCCAAGGCUUUUGUUCGGGGGAUUCAGGAGGUCCACUGGUGUGUGAUGGGAAGGCAGCUGGCACCGUUUCCUUCUCAGGACAGCGUUGUGGAGAUUCCAGGACCCCAGAUGUUUAUAUGAACAUUCCCAGCUACAGGCGAUGGAUCGAAAGCGUCCUUAAACAUGGAUAAUGUUUUUUUUUCAUAUUAUUUGUUAAAAAUUAACUGCUAUUCUAUUUUACUUUUUACGAAAAGUAAGUACAAUAAUCACAACAACUGGUAACAUAUAAUAAGAAAUUGUACAGCACUUUAGUUGAAGGUAGUCAUUUUAAAUGUGCUUUAUAAAUAAAUGUGACUUGACUUGAAAUGACUGAGAAAACUCUUCUUCUGUUUUAAAUAUAUCAGAUUGUUUUGUGACUCUUAUGUCGUCUAUCUUUUAACACCUUGUUUUGUAUUGUCUAACACUUGGAUUGAACAAUAUUGCACAAUAAAAAUGAAAGAAAAACUUGAAAUGACAUUAAA